Molecule: messenger RNA, 2114 nt
Organism: Boleophthalmus pectinirostris (great blue-spotted mudskipper)
Lineage: Eukaryota; Metazoa; Chordata; Actinopteri; Gobiiformes; Gobiidae
Gene: trabd2b
Product: TraB domain containing 2B
Biological process (GO): negative regulation of Wnt signaling pathway
Cellular component (GO): organelle membrane
Molecular function (GO): metalloendopeptidase activity; Wnt-protein binding
Source: RefSeq, a predicted model, not a curated record
CAAGGAAGGUCUCGGGAAAGUUCGACCUAAGACCAGAUAGGCUGGGAGCGCGCGGGGACAUGGCGACUGGUCGGCAUGGUCCUCCAGCAGAGAGGCGCAAGUAAGCACCGCGAAAAGUUACCCAGAGGACUGAGCAUCGUCCAGGGAAUUUCCAGGAAGUGUGCGAGGAGCGCACUGUCACCCCGUGACAAUGGUGUGCGCUCGGACUUUGUGCCUGCUUGUUCUGAGCGCCCUCCUGAGUCCCGGGGCACCCUGGGGUGCUAAGCGGGACAGACCGAGGCAAUGCGAAACACCAAAGUUGCAAAGUGAAAUGAACUCCUUUUUAUGGACGAUAAAGCGAGAACCUCCACACCCUCCUUCUUACCUGUUUGGUACCAUCCAUGUGCCCUACACGCGAGUUUGGGACUACAUACCAGACAACUCUAAAAGGGCUUUCAACACUAGUCCUAACAUCUUCUUUGAGUUGGAUUUAACAGACCCUUUGACUAUUUCCAAACUCACCAGUUGCCAACUCCUUCCACAUGGAGAGAACCUACAAAAACUUCUACCUCGAGAUUUGUAUCGCCGCCUCAAACGCCACCUGGAAUACGUCAAACACAUGAUGCCGUAUUGGAUGACGGCUGACCAGCGUGGACGUGGACUUUAUGCAGAUUAUCUUUUCAACGCUAUAGCAGGAAACUGGGAAAGGAAAAGGCCGGUGUGGGUCAUGCUAAUGGUGAACUCGCUAACAGAGUGGGACGUAAGGUCAAGGGGCACGCCAGUGUUGGAUCUGUUCUUGGCCCAGGAAGCUGAGAGGAUGGGCAAGACCACAGGCGCAGUAGAGAGAGUGGAGGAACAGUGCCACCCACUCAAUGGACUCAACUUCUCUCAGGUGCUGUUUGCUCUGAACCAGACUCUGCUGCAGCAUGAGGGUGUCCGAGCAGGCAGUCUGCAGGGCUCCUACACCACUGAGGACCUCAUUACCCACUACAACUGUGGAGACCUCAGCUCUAUCAUCUUCAACCAUGACACAUCACAGCUGCCUCACUUCAUCAACAGUUCUCUACCAGCUCACGAGCGCCUGACAGCUCAGCAGAUCGACAGUUACUUUCGCCAAGAACUCAUCUACAAACGAAAUGAGAGAAUGGCCCGCAGAGUGUCCGCUCUGCUGCAGAGGAACCCCAACCAGACCUACUUCUUUGCCUUUGGAGCAGGCCAUUUCUUGGGAAACCGCAGUGUGCUGGACAUCCUCAGACAGGAAGGCUAUGAGAUAAUCCAUACUCCAUCAGACCACCAGGAACCAGACCGCCAGAAACAGAGGGAUCAGGAGAAAGCAGAGAAAUUGAGCCAGGAGAGUCCAGACGCAAGUACAGUAGCCCCGACAAGUUGGAUGACUAGCCUUCCCAGUGACACCGAGCUGGAGGAGCCAGAGAGCUUACCUGGAGAGGGAGACGAGGAGCUGCCCCAUAUGCUUCUGCCUGACAGUCUGAGCCAACUGGAGGAGUUUGGACGACACAAACGCCCACGUAAAGCCCACCGUGGCCAUGGCAGACCCCGCCUCUUCAGUGACUUGUGGGUUCGCAUAGGGGACAGCACUAGCCCUCCUCCUAAUGUGAGAAUUAUUAAUGGCUACAUCACAGUGGCACCCCCUCUGAUGCAGCAGGAACAACACAUGCGUCUGGACGUCCACAGCCCAGAGACACCGCCACAGCGCACACGAGACAGUCCACACUCAGGACAGCCUGCUCUUGUCCACUGCUCCCUCCUGUUCUAUCUACUGGUCUGGAUCUUAUCACAUGUACUGCUCCUCUGCUGACCAUAAGACAGAAGAGACAGACACACAGGAAUGUAUAUGAUAAACACAACAGACUGGCCACAAGCACAUAUCAAGAUGAGUCUGGAUUCUUUGACAAUCCUGUAUUUCAGAGAGUCUUCAAAUCUUGAUGGAGUUUUCAAACCUCAAAGUAUUAUGAUAGAGCCACGUUGGCAUAGCACUAUAAAAACUAUGAAGACGAUUCUGUGGUGGAAAUAGUUUAAAAGCUGCUUAUAAUAAUAAUGAAUAAAAUGUUGAUCACAAUAAAAGGCUAGAAUUGUAUGUUAAGUGCAUACAAUCACAUAGCACACUGUGUAGGGAG